This is a messenger RNA of Physcomitrium patens, 3106 nucleotides long. The record is from RefSeq and is a predicted model, not a curated record. Lineage: Eukaryota; Viridiplantae; Streptophyta; Bryopsida; Funariales; Funariaceae.
AGGUAUCUUCUACGGUGUAACCGUGCGCCGCUGGGUUUCCAUCCUGGUUUCCAACCUCGUUGCCAGUCCAGCCUGCUCGUUUAUCUUCUUCGCCCCCCCUCCCUUGGAUCUUUGUUCAGCUUGGCUCGGUCUUGCUGGGGGCUCCUGUAGUUGAUACGAAGGGUUCGGUUCAGCAGCUUCGAGAGGAGUGAGUGAGUGAGGAAGUGAUCCGGGGUUUCCGUGGUUUUUUCUCUAUCGGACUAGGUCGAUCGACGUGUUAGUUUGUUGCCUUUGCUGUGGCUGCAAAAACUUUUGAGUAGCAAGGAUAUCAGCUGCGUCGUGUUUGGACUUCCAUCGUCCACAGCCCUUGCUUCACGUACAGAGGCACUUGGCGGGUUGGUUGGAGUGCAUCUUUGCUGCGGAGAGCUGUCUGUAGCUGUGUCGAGUUGUGGUCUUGGUAUUUUUGCGGGAUUCGAGAGAAAGAGGAGCUUGGAAGAAUGUUAUUUAUGUUGGAGUUGGAGCAGAGCUAGGAGGUGGAAACAAGGAGGGUUUGCUACAUACUCCCUUUUGCACAGGUUCUGCGUGGAGGUUGAGUGUCUGCAAAGAAGAAGAAGCUGCUCAUUUGGAACAUAAGUUGUCAAAAUCAACUGAACCGCUCGGGAAUGUAAUCAACAAUCUCAGAUUAUCGCGCAUCUUUAAGGUGGUUUUGCUGUGGUUAGCUGCUAUACUUCGAGUGGUAGAUCGAAUCGUGGAGUUCACGACCUUCCGGCUUGCAGCGUCGAGUCGUUUCUGUGUGCACUUGACUCUAGUCGCACAAGGUCGGAACGCCAGUAAUCUGCUCACUGUGCAGAUCCCCAAAGAAACUGUCCUUCAGAGUUGCAAGUUAUUUGGAGAUCUCGCUCUACUACGGUUGUGAGAGUGGCGGUUCACAAAUUGGCCGGCCAGAACACUGCCCAGUCGACUCUCUUUCUCUUUCGCUCCGGGCUGAUUCAGUAUGUGAGCGAGUCUGCAGUGGUGGACUAAACCAUCUUAAACCCGAUUUACAUUCAUCUGUUGACAACAUGCUAUUCGGCUAUUAUUAAAGUGAUUUUACAUAUUGUAAGUGUUCGCUUACGGUAAAGGCGCCCAAAUAUUUUGAUAACUUGUUCUCAGCACUUGAGGUUGACAUCAAGUAGUCACCAUGCCUGAGAUAUUGCCACAUGGCAACAAUCGGGUGAUCAAGUCGCUUAAUAAAUUCUGCGAGGAGUGUGCCCGGCAUGGCUGCACAGACUGUAUCGAUCAUGGAGGGGUUCCAUCAGAGGAUACUGUUACGAGUGUCCUUGGCAAGCGCCAUGGUUCCUACAGGGAUGCUUACGUAGACUUCCUGAUCGCAAGGGACGACGUAAAGAACCUCUUCAGUCCUUCACUGAAGCGUUCUGUACCACCGUCCUCCGGCUUGAGCAGGACUGACAUUCUAUCUCAUCCUCUUAAGCAAGUUUUUCCGACUGUGCCAGCUGUAUCUACUCCGAGUGCUCUGCACUUGGAACCAGCAACACCUGCUGUCAGUUGUGAAAUUUCGCCUUCUUCGAGUGGGCCCGACACACCCAGUGAUCACAGCAGGGACAAACUGCAUGACAAAAUUGAUCAAGAUAACGAUGAUACCGGCUACAGGGAGGGUGGAGUGCGGUAUCGAGAGAAUUUACGGAAGUUUGUCGUAGAAUACAGGCCUCCACGUUUCAAAUGGAAGCUUUGGAUGGGCACGUACCUCACCAUAGAUGAGGGUCGUCGAGCAUGCGACUGCGCAAGGUAUUAUGCCGGCCAUGAUAAGGGUGGGUUCUAUUUCAAAGACUCUCCGGCGUUGUUUCAGGAGCUAGGGCCACUUAACCGCCCCUUCACCUUGGUCAACAAGGACUUCAAAGACAAAGCUUUCAAUAUGGAGCUGAAGAAACGUGCCAAGCUGGUAAUUAAAAAGGUUCUUGAUGCUCAGCGGGCUAACCAAGUGGUGGAUGUCUCACGCCCGACGCCUUCAAUGCCGUUGUCGAAAGCAGACAUAGAGCAACGACUUCUUGCUCCUAACGCAAGAGCGAACCCCAGCUACCGAAAUUCUGCCGCGCAUGACCCACUAUCAGUCGUUGAUAGGCUUCCUACUUCCAGGCAAGAGAGCGUCGCCAAACCUGGUCCUGCACGUGAACCGUUUGCAAUCAUCGAUGGGCUCCCCACCUCCAGCCAGGAGAGCCUCAGCAUAUCAUACCCGGAGUAUGAACGGCUCUCAUCCUGUAGCCAAGAGAGCUCAGAAAUUACUGGAUCCCGCCAUGAAGAGGCUGGAGUUGCCCAGUGUCCUAUCGGUAUUACACUCGAAGCUGGUGACACUUAUGCAGGCCUGGACCCCUUGGAUGCAACUCUGGAUCCCAGAGAGUUUGUUACUGCAUUUAUCGACGGUUACAACAUUGUACUCGACCACCACCCGUCGGCCAGCAACAUGGAUAACUACGUUGAUGAUGCAGAGAAUGCGUUUGACGUGCAAUUAUGGCAUCAUGAAUUUUAGCUUUUGUCUAUUUCUUUUUUAAGUUGAAUUUAUUUUUACGGUUGGCUGAGUCUGCGUGCGAGGCUAUUUCCCGGUCGGGAUUUAGCACAUCUACGAGUAAGUUGUGAGGGUUCGCACCACUUGCGCCUCGUAUAAGUAUUAUUGGGAUAGAGGAUAUGAAGGUUUCCCUAAGUUUUUGUCUACGAUUAUCACCUGCAUCCUUCCAGGAAUCAGUGUAGAUGAAGGUUCUAGAUGAGGUAAAUACUGUAUAAAUGCGGCUACCAUCUUUUGGAGCAAAAUUCUUUUGUAUAGUAGUGGCGACGCUUCGUUCGUCUUAUUGCUCUUAGGCAAAGUCUUCUUGUACGAACAGUUCAGCUCCCUCCAGCUCUUUUUUAUAAAUGGAUUUGCUUUGAGGCGAUCCAUUAGAGUCAAGUGUCCUCGUUGUCCAUCUGCUUCGUUCUUCUGAAGCUUAUGUCCAUGUGUCCAUCAAGUCAUUCUCGACGAUACUUUUAUAGGGUUGUUACAAUAGCAGAGAAAUGGUGUUCGAUUUCCUAGAUAAAACAGUUUGUCCAGCCUCGGCUCUUUUCUGUAAAGUUUUAUCUAAUAGUCUUUUACUUCGCAUUG